This is a messenger RNA of Chiloscyllium plagiosum (whitespotted bambooshark), 4377 nucleotides long. It is a transcript of the gene ctdp1, whose product is annotated as CTD (carboxy-terminal domain, RNA polymerase II, polypeptide A) phosphatase, subunit 1. The record is from RefSeq and is a predicted model, not a curated record. Gene Ontology annotation, cellular component: nucleus. Gene Ontology annotation, molecular function: RNA polymerase II CTD heptapeptide repeat phosphatase activity. NCBI's taxonomy places the organism in Eukaryota, Metazoa, Chordata, Chondrichthyes, Orectolobiformes, Hemiscylliidae.
GUCCCUCUGUGGGGUUGAUCGUGGUAUUUGAAGCUGUUGCUAGCUUUAUUCUAGCAAUUUACUCAACUUCUUUGAAUGCAAUGCCAUACUCCGUGCUUACGAAACACAGGCAAAUCGAUGCUUUGUGCGCAGAGCACGGGGACUCUCUAAAAAAAUAACAGUUUGCAUGCACGUCUGUUGGUGUGCGAUGGGACUGUGUGGUCGGAAGACAUACUGUAAGAUCCCUGCAUGUGUACCGGAAGUUCCCUGUACGGGCUCCGGGCGUAUUAUUUCCUGUUUACAGGCGGGAAGAGUGAACCUUUUACUGCACUUUUGCCUUUGAAUAUUUUUGUGUCUGCACGCUGGGGAUUUGUUAAAACAAAUUUUCUUUCCCCCUCCUUUUCCCGGCGGUUAGAAGAUGGCGGCGUUGGCGGAGGCGGGGGAGCCGGACCGGGACCAGGAGCAAGACCAAGAGCAGAACCGGGAUGGAUCGGCGGCUGGCGCUGCAACAACACCCGGCAACGCAGCAGCGGCAACCCGGGCCGUGCUGGAAGUGGCAAUCCCGGGCUCCCGACCUCUGGAACUGCUGCAGUGGAGUGUGAAGGUGGGAUGGCCGGUGCAGAUCGGCACGGUGCUGGCUCACUGCCAGCCCGUGGAUCAAGAGAGCGACGCCGAACGCGAAAGGCCCCGGUCUCGGCCCCAGGAAAAGCGGGUGAAAUCGGACCGGGCCGGGGUGGUCAAGGAGCUGUGCUGGCAACCGGGCCAAGUCGUGCCCAGCGGAAGCGUACUGGUUCGGCUUGAAGGAUGCAGUCACCCUAUUGUUAUGAAAGGCCUCUGUGCAGCCUGUGGUCAAGACUUGACGCAAUUGCAGAAGAAGAAUGGGAAGCAAAUGGUGCCCCUAUCCACAGCCACAGUUUCUAUGAUUCACAGUGUUCCAGAGCUGAUGGUCAGCUCUGAACAAGCUGAACAGUUGGGUCGAGAGGAUCAACAGUGGUUACACAAAAAUCGGAAAUUAGUUUUGAUGGUGGAUCUGGAUCAGACUUUAAUCCAUACAACGGAGCAGUUGUGCCAAAAGAUGUCCAAUAAGGGAAUAUUCCAUUUCCAACUGGGGCGGGGAGAGCCAAUGCUACACACUCGACUACGACCUCACUGUAAAGAGUUUCUGGAAAAAAUAGCAAAACUGUACGAGUUGCACGUGUUCACCUUUGGCAGUAGGCUCUACGCGCACACAAUUGCAGGAUUUCUGGAUCCGGAAAAGAAACUUUUCUCACAUCGGAUUUUAUCAAGGGAUGAAUGUAUUGAUCCAUAUUCUAAAACUGGAAAUCUACGAAACCUCUUUCCAUGUGGUGACUCAAUGGUAUGCAUCAUUGAUGAUCGUGAAGAUGUUUGGAAGUUUGCACCAAAUCUAAUAGCAGUGAAAAAAUACACCUACUUUCAAGGGACUGGGGAUAUCAAUGCCCCACCAGGACCAAGGGAUGCUCAGACAAAAAAGAGGGUAAACCAUUCCACAAAGCCUGCAGAGAGCUCGGAACAUUUGGCUUCUGUUUCUAUGGACACUGCCAGCACGAGUGACAGGGCCAGUGCAGAGUCCGAGGCAACAGAGCAGAGUAAUGGUCUUGGGGAGUGUUUGAAGAAACAAAAUGGUAGCAGUGGUGUUGUAAACGAAGAACCUUCAAAAAGUGCUGAAUCCUUAAACUGUGGUCCUAGCAUCAGGGAUUCGUGUGACAAAGCAAACGAGAGGAAAUCUUUAUGCGAUGCCAGUGAUUCUUGCACCAAAACUGCUGAUGCUUCUGUGAAAGCAGACGAAUUGGAACACUCACUUGAGUGUGGUGUUAGGGUGGCAGAAAGUAACAUGGAGCAACGCAGCAAGGAAGCUGAGAGUCACUUAACUCAGGUUAGUAGCGAGCUUGAUUUUGAUUUGUCAAGUGACAGUGACAGCGACUCACAGGAGGGCAAGAGAGACUCCACGUCACCCUCGCCUACUUCAAGUUUAGACGCUGAGAAGGAGCAGAAGAGUUCGACUGAGCAGAAGUCCAGGAAACAAAGGAAAGGGGGUCCUGUGCCGAUCAAAGCGAAACUGAACCAUUCGGACAAGGAAAAGGCAGGCGAUCUACCGGGGUGCGAUUCGCAGGACAAAAACACUGAUCAAGGUCCUGAGGGGGAUGAUGAUCAGGACUCACUGGGUGAUGUUGGAAAUGGCUGCACCGAUAAGAAAGAGGCUGAAACCGAGUCUCAGAAUAGUGAACAGUCUGGAGUUACAAUGGGUGAGUCUCUGGACCAGAGCAUGGAUGUGGAAGAGGAGGACCAAGAUGAGGAUGACCACUUGAUGUACUUGGAAACAAUCCUGGUCCAUGUCCACACUGAGUAUUUUGCCCAGUACGACAAGUACCUUAAAAAGGAGAGACAAGUGCCUGACCUACGAAAGAUUGUUCCGGAACUGAAGAGCAAGGCACUUGAAGGCACGACGAUAAUAUUCAGUGGACUUUACCCCACAAACUACCCCAUAGAAAAGACAAGAGAGUGGUAUCAUGCUACUGCACUUGGAGCCAAGGUUAAAAAAAGCUUAUGUUUAAAUCCCAAAGACCCCAACAGGACAACUCACUUAAUUGCAGCUCGACCUGGAACAGAAAAGGUUCGACAAGCACAAGCAUGUAAACAUCUCCAUGUAGUCAAUCCAGACUGGUUAUGGAGCUCUCUAGAACGAUGGGAAAGGGUUGAUGAAAAGUUGUUCCCAUUGAAAGAAGACUACAUCAAAACUCAAAGAAGCAACAGUCCUGCCAGUUUCCCUGAAGUUCAAGGUGAUUUCCAAACGCCAUUGUUUCAUCCAACUCCCAUUCAUCCGAAGCCUCAGCCAGGACUAGAAGUCCGCACUUACGAUCCCAACACAGGAAAGCUCAUCCGAAAAGAUUCUCAGGGAAACAGACAAUCAGUGUGUAUCCAGCCUCCAGCUCCACCAGUUACGUUAUCCGUUCAUGGAGAACAGUCAUCAUUCAGAGUUGUGCAGCCUCACCAGCAUCAGGUGAUAGAUGAAGAUGAACUGCCUAACUCCAGUCACAGUGAAGAGAAGCCUGGCCCAUCUCGAGCUGGGGCCAGGAAACGUCAGCCGAGCAUGUCUGAGACAAUGCCCCUCUACACGCUCUGUAAGGAGGAUUUGGAGAGCAUGGACAAAGAGGUGGACGACAUCUUGGGUGAAGAUAGUGAUAAUGAAAGUGAGAACGAGAAAGAAGAGAAGAUGGAGGAGCAGUGUGAACAACCAAAGGAGGAAGCACCGCAGCAAGAUCAGCAGACAGUACAAAGUGGCGAAAGUAAAAACCAGAAGCCUGAAAUAGAAACAAGACCUAAAUCAUCCUCAAGUGAAGAAAGCUUAACAGCCAGAGUUCCCAGGGGGCACAAGCGAAAGUUGGAAGAUGAUGGAGCUGGCAGCGAUUCCAGUAAGCUGUCCAGCAAUGAAGACGACAGCAGCUCGGAGGCUGACGAGAUGGCGGCAGCACUUGAAGCCGAGCUGAACGAUUUCAUCUGAAGCAAGUGUUUGAAAACCAUUUACUUAAUGUAACAGAUCUCAGACUUUUAACCGAAGACCCUGAAAUGUUGUAAAUUUAUUGCCAAUCUGUAGCAUCAUUAUGUCAGAAUCAAUAACCAGAUUUUCCGAUGAAACCUUGUGCGAGUAUUCUUUUACGAAGGGAACAAAAUUCCUGUAUUUUUUUUCCCCUCAUUUUAACUGUAAAGAAAAGGGGGGGUCUUCAGGAUGCGCUGGGUUACAGUUGGGAUGGGUAGGGGCGGGGCGUUUGGGGAGAGCAAAGGUAGGGGUGAGUGGGGUAGGAUAGGGCCAUAUCUGGAAUGUAGUAGUAUUACAGUAGAUUGGUGUGCCAAGCCAAAGAUUGGGGAUCAUCACCACAGUGAGGAACACUUGUUAACCACUGGAUGAGAGCAAAAACUUUGUGAUCUGUUAACAUCAAGUAAAUUCUUCAUCAAUUUUUUUUAAUGAAGGGGACAUUACUGAGAAUAUGACUGAUAAAGUUUUCUGGGAAGGGUGAGGCCUCGGAAUGCAGUGAUUUGAUUCAGUAAAUAGUUCUGUUGUUUCUCAUGGUUUUAAAGCAAGGUUGUGUUACAGACUAGUUGGGUUCUUCAGAAGAACAUUGUGUAGAUUUUUAAUUCUAAGCUUCUGUUCAACUUGGGAUCUUGGCACAGUGUGCUGUGCAAGCCUAAACUGCCAUAAUCCUUCUUUUCCUCCUCAUUCAUUUUCUCUUUCAUGCAGAAAAGUAAUGAUAGGAUUUCCUAGUUAAGGAUUUUAUUUUUCCUUGUUUGCAGGACUGAUGUAAAGUUUUUGUAUAUCCAAUUUCAUAUUUGACACACUGAAAAUUUCUUUCAUUAAAUAAAGAUUUAAAAAGUUAUUUUGUA